This is a messenger RNA of Jatropha curcas, 1868 nucleotides long. Its product is annotated as Excinuclease ABC, C subunit, N-terminal. The record is from RefSeq and is a predicted model, not a curated record. NCBI's taxonomy places the organism in Eukaryota, Viridiplantae, Streptophyta, Magnoliopsida, Malpighiales, Euphorbiaceae. Gene Ontology annotation, cellular component: Slx1-Slx4 complex. Gene Ontology annotation, biological process: double-strand break repair via homologous recombination. Gene Ontology annotation, molecular function: 5'-flap endonuclease activity; crossover junction DNA endonuclease activity.
ACGGUCGAAUUACAUUCCACUCCAUUCCUGUGCCCAGACGCAGAGAGAUAGUGUGUGUGUGUGUGUUUGUCAUAGUCAUACCCAAGACAAUGAGGAAGAGAACGACAAAGCAAAGACCGAAAAAGCCCGAAACGAUGUGGCAAAGGACGGCAAAGCGAAGACCGGAAAAGCUCAAUCCCCCUCGAGAAGAAGAGGGAGAUGGAAAUGAACAAGAAGACAAGAGCAAAGAAGGAAAAGGGUUUUACGCUUGCUAUCUCUUGACUUCUCUUUGCCCUCGCUUCAAAGGCCACACCUAUAUCGGAUUUACAGUGAAUCCACGGCGCCGAAUCAGGCAACACAACGGUGAAAUCACAAGUGGAGCUUUUAGAACCAAGAAAAGGCGGCCAUGGGAAAUGGUCUUCUGCAUUUAUGGUUUUCCAACUAAUGUAUCUGCUCUUCAGUUUGAAUGGGCAUGGCAACAUCCAACAGAAUCAGUGGCAGUGAGGCAAGCAGCAGCAACUUUUAAAUCAUUCUCCGGAGUAGCUAAUAAGAUUAAACUUGCGUACACAAUGCUUAACCUUCCAGCUUGGCAGGGCUUGAAUAUCACUGUCAAUUAUUUCUCAACAAAAUACUCAAGCCAUUCUGCUUCUAGCCCAAGCUUGCUGGAACACAUGAGGAUCCGUGUUUGCCCCAUUGAUGAACUUCCCUGCUAUACUGAAACAAAUGAGAGUUUGUUUGAAGGUGAAGAUGCUGAAGAUAGAUUUGAUGACACAGAAGAAUAUGAGAAUACUACCAAUAUAAGUGAAACCUUGAACAUGAACGUCAUGGAUCUUCAAGCUUACUCAACAGAGGAGUUCCCAUGCUAUAAUAGAGAUGAAGAGACUUCAUUUGAAGGUGAAGGCAGCAAAGUUAGCAAAGAGAAUGAAAAAGACAGCUCAACAAAAUAUGCAAACCAUUCUGCUUCUAGUCCAAGCUUUCGAGAACAGGUGAAGAUCCGUGUUUGCCCCAUUAAUGAACUUCCCUGCUAUACUGAAACAAACGAGAGUUUGUUUGAAGGGGAAGAUGCUGUAAAAAGAUUUGAUGACAAAGAAGAAUAUGAGAAUACUACCAAUAGAAGUGAAACCAUGAACAUGAAUGUGAUAGAUCUUCAAGCUUACUCCGCAAAUGACUUCCCGUACUAUAAUCGAGUGGAGGAGAUUCUGUUUGAAGGAGAAGGAAGCAAAGUUCGCAAAGAGGAUGAAGAAGACUGCGAUAGUGGUAACACUAGUAGGACAGCAAAAGAAACACAUGCAGAUACAAUUAUUCAAAUUUCUUCAAAUAAUGCAACUUCUCAUGAAGAAACCAGACAGUUUGAAGAAUAUAGUAAUAUGCAGCAAAGUUUGAGGAGUAUUUCUUCAUUCUUUCUUCCUACCCUGGAAGAAGAUCAUAUGCAGCCAUCUGUUUCUAUCAAUUCAGUAGUGGGAACAGCACUUACUGGAUUUUCCAUGGAAGAGAUGUUGGUGAACAACACUGUUCCUGAAUUGGAUUGGCUGAAUGGGAAAGAAUAUACAGGUAAAUCUGAUAAAGAUCUGCAACCAAUACACAGUUAUACUGUUCCGGAUGAAAUCGAGGUUAUAGAUUUGUUGUCCCCAUCUCCAGAAUGCAGAAUCAGGGCAAGCAGAAAGAAAAGAAGAGUUUCUAUUGUUUGUCCUGAGAUCAUUGACUUGACAUAAUUAACAGUCUGUCUUUGUUUAUCCAAUUACUGAGCAUUGGACAGGAUAAACGAGUAACAAAUGAGAUCAUUUACUCAAUGCAAUCUCCUUAGUUCGUCCAAUUAUUGAGUGUUGUAUAUGUAGGAAACUGAUAAUGGGAAUAAUAGAAAUGAAGUAUUUAAAUUUGUUCAAUUUGCA